Exaiptasia diaphana is the source of this 2312-nucleotide messenger RNA. RefSeq names its product propionyl-CoA carboxylase beta chain, mitochondrial. The transcript has 16 exons. Lineage: Eukaryota; Metazoa; Cnidaria; Anthozoa; Actiniaria; Aiptasiidae. The coding region runs from base 10 to 1722 and encodes 570 amino acids. Gene Ontology annotation, cellular component: mitochondrion. The record is from RefSeq and is a predicted model, not a curated record. Gene Ontology annotation, molecular function: propionyl-CoA carboxylase activity.
UCCAACAAGAUGUCGGCUUUCUUUCGUUCUGCAGUUGUUGUUAGGAAAAUCCUCCCUUUUUCUCGUUCUGCAGUGUAUGGCCAGUCUCCUGUUUCGUUGAGAAAUGGCUUAUUGUUUGCACGAGCUGCAUCGGGAAGAAGUGUUUUAACAGAGAUCGAGAAGAAGAAGAAAGAGGCUGAACUUGGUGGAGGACAGAAAAGAAUUGACACACAACACAAAAAGGGUAAGCUGACUGCCAGGGAGAGAGUUAAACUACUUGUUGAUCCUGAUUCCUUUGUUGAAUAUGAUAAAUACAUGGAACAUAAUUGUACUGAAUUUGGUAUGCAGGAUAACAAGUUUACAGGCGAUAGCGUAGUUACUGGACAUGGUACAAUCAAUGGAAGGCUUUGCUUUGUGUUCAGCCAGGAUUUUACAGUCUUUGGCGGUAGUUUGUCAAGUGCCCAUGCUCGCAAGAUUUGCAAGAUUAUGGACAAAGCCAUGUUAGUAGGAGCACCAGUAAUAGGUCUCAAUGAUUCUGGUGGGGCUCGCAUUCAAGAAGGUGUGGAAUCUCUUGCUGGAUAUGCUGAUAUCUUCCAGAGAAAUGUAGAGUCAUCAGGAGUUGUACCACAGAUAUCRCUCAUUAUGGGUCCUUGUGCUGGUGGAGCUGUUUACUCUCCAGCUAUCACUGAUUUUACUUUCAUGGUCAAGGAAACAUCCUACCUGUUUAUUACUGGCCCAGAUGUUGUUGAGACAGUUACCAAAGAGAAGGUGACACAAGAGGAGUUAGGUGGAGCCAAGACACACACAUCAGUAUCWGGUGUUGCUUCAGGRGCUUUUGAAAAUGAUGUUGAAGCUAUUGCAGCGAUAAGAGAGUUUGUUGAUUUUCUUCCACUGAGCAACAAAGAUCAGUCACCCAAAAGAGAAAAUGAUGAUCCAUGUGAUCGUCUUAUCCCAAAUCUGGAUACAUUGGUUCCAUUUGACUCCAAUAAGCCUUAUGACAUUCUUGAUGUUGUCUAUCCAGUGCUGGAUGAUGGUGACUUCUUUGAACUCCAACCUAAUUAUGCUAAAAACAUUGUCAUUGGUUUUGGUCGUAUGAAUGGUAGGACUGUUGGCAUUGUUGGGAAUCAGCCAACUGAACUUGCAGGGUGUCUUGAUAUUGAUGCAUCAGUGAAAGGAGCUCGGUUUGUAAGGUUCUGUGAUGCUUUCAAUAUUCCAAUUAUUACAUUUGUAGAUGUACCAGGAUUCUUACCAGGAACACAUCAAGAGCAUGGUGGUAUCAUUCGUCAUGGUGCUAAGCUAUUGUAUGCCUAUGCUGAGGCUACUGUACCCAAGAUUACCGUCAUUACCAGGAAGGCUUAUGGUGGUGCUUAUGAUGUCAUGAGUUCCAAGCAYCUGAAAGGUGACUUUAACUAUGCAUGGCCCACAGCAGAAGUAGCUGUAAUGGGAGCACAGGGCGCUGUUUCUAUCAUUUUCCGUGGAAAGAAAGACAUUAGUAAGUACACACGGCUCAUUUUACUAAAUGUUGCAGAACCAUUUGUGAAAUUUUGUGUUUUUGUUUCAGAAAAAUAUGAGAAUGAGUAUGUGGAUCGGUUUGCYAACCCUUUCCCUGCUGCAACAAGAGGUUUCGUUGACGACAUCAUUGAGCCGCGCAUGACAAGAAGAAGAAUUUGUGAGGACCUCGAGGUUUUGGCRACAAAGAAACGAGAAAACCCUUGGAAAAAGCACGGGAAUAUCCCUCUCUAGAUUCACAAGGUUAUCAAUAUCAAAUGAGAUAAAGAAAUARAUCGUUUUCAAUUGAGAGUAAUUUCUAUAAAAUUGGCUAAGCGAAAAGACCCCGAACUGAUCUAAAGGUAGACUAAGUUAUUCCAAAAAGUAAGGUUAACGUACGGAAAAAAAGGAAAAUUAUCAGUAAUGCUAACUUCAUAUUUUAUAUACAAACUAUUUUAGGAAGACACGAGUGAAGUGUUGGGCAAGUGUUUAAAAGUGAUGUUUAUUGUAAUUUUGUCAUAAUUUAUUUUCUUGGAAGGCACACAGUUGUACAUGUAUACCUUUUUGACUGAAUUUUUUGGAAAAAAUGUAGGAGCAAAUCCAGCAUUGUAUAGGAAGUAUAUGCAGUAUAUAUUAUAAAAGCAUAAUUUAUAGUAUAUUGUUUGCACUCUAUURUAGAGUACCCAGUAAAACAUUAGUUAGUCUUUAUUUUACUUUUUUAAAAUCCUCGACUUUCAAUCGAUCGUGUUCAUCUAACCACCUGUACACUAAUAUACGUGUAUCAAGAGUAAGGCGUUACAUCGAGCAUGAUGAUCAAUGAUUUAAAUAAACUACUGAAACAUCGA